Messenger RNA from Nelumbo nucifera (sacred lotus), 3325 nucleotides. Lineage: Eukaryota; Viridiplantae; Streptophyta; Magnoliopsida; Proteales; Nelumbonaceae. The record is from RefSeq and is a predicted model, not a curated record.
CUCACACGCGGAGGAGCGCUCUCCGGGAAGAGAAGAUCCUAAUUCUGUGGGACCGAGCAUUAUCAUUUCGAUAGAUUAGAGUCCCAUAACUCCCCGUUUGCCGGUUUUUACGUCAGUUUCAUAUUGAAAAUCGUCUUCUGGGGAUUUUCCGGUUGUGGUGUCCGAGUACAUGCACAGGAACCUCGGUAGUGAAUCCAUUGUCAAGGUCAUGAUUUCAGACGGUCAUCUCACUCAGUUGAGCUCACCGGCCGGAAGUCGUGAUUUUGGUUCUUCUUCUGUAAAUCCGUCACGAUAUUGCUGCCUGAUCAUAUUCCAAGUUUAGGUAGACGAUUCAAACAGCAGAUUUUCUGGGGCUUUUGAUCCACUCUCUGUUGAUUAUUGAUAAAAAAAUUUUCAAGGGGAGGUAACAGAGGUUUAAUGGCAAGUCACAAUGGCGAGAAAAGGGCAUAAGGAUCGGAAAGUAUAAUCACUUUCACCGUAAAAUUAGCCGUGGAAUUCUGUCGGAACUGAAACAGAUGGCGAGAAUUGUAUCUUAAUAAUAUUUGAACGACUGAAGGAACAUGUAUCAAAGCUGUGGUGGUUCGUCGUCGUCGUCGUCAUCGUCAUCAUAUCCAAUUAUGUGGGAUCAGCCACUUGAAUCCUGUUUCGUCGUCAUUACGUUGUGUUUAAUGGCAUGUCAUGAGCGAUUAGAUCGUUUCUUACCAGUUCGACCAAAUCAACCCAGAUGUGAAGAUAUCGCAGUACUUGUCUAACUUCAACAGGCCUGCUUAAAAGAAAACUCUCUCUACAGUCUUUCUUCUCUUUCAGUGGAGCCUUUUCUUUUAUCGUUACCUCUGUAGCCUUUCUUCACUUUUAGUCAAGCUUCUUUUAUCUUAUUGGUUGGGAGUAGGGGGAGAAGGACGUUUCUCAGAUAUCUUUUUUAGAAUGGAAUCGCUAGUGGGAAAUGAGUUUGAUGUUCCAUCGAAGAACUCGUCGGAAGAAGCUCUAAAGCGAUGGAGACAAGCUGUGACGAUCCUGAAGAAUCCGAAGAGGAGGUUUCGGUAUUGUGCCGAUCUAGAGAAGAGACGACAAGACGAACAGAAGAAGUUGAGUAUACAGGAGAAAAUACGAGUUGCUCUAUAUGUUCAAAAAGCAGCAUUGCAAUUUAUUGAUGCUGGUAGUCGAGUUGAAUACAUGCUCUCAGAAGAGGUUAGACAAGCUGGAUUUGGCAUUGACCCAAAUGAACUUGCAUCCAUUGUUCGUGGCCAUGAUUCCAGACGCUUAAAGCAACAUGGAGAAGUGGGAGGAAUUGCAAGAAAAGUUUCAGUAUCACUGGAAAAUGGUGUCAUUUCAAAGGAACUGCCUGUGAGGCAAAAUUGCCCCGAUGAUGCUGUGAUCUUGAAGAAUUUCAUUGAAAGAGAUGGGGUGUAUGAUUUUUUGGUUGGACUGAAUGCUGAAUUUGAUCAGGUCCGAAUACAAAUUCUCGGCAAAGAAGUGCCGCCUCCAUUGAAUGAAGUCAUAGCCCUUGUCAGAGCUGUGGAAAGCCGCCGUGGAGUCAUGCUUGAGCCUAAAGAUCCCGAAAGCUCAGCUAUGGUGGAAAGGGGAGGAAAUUACAGUGGUUCAAAGGGUGAGAACAAUCAAAACUUGGCUUGUGACACAACCACCCGUGACUCUAAUGAUAACCUCUGGAAGAAGAUGUCUGUGCUUGUAGCCCUUCAAAGAGGUCGUUUCCGAGCAUUUUGCAAAGGUGCAUCAGAACUUGUUGUACAAAUGUGUGAUAAGAUUAUUGAUAGCAAAGGUGAAUYUGUUCAUCUGUCAAAAUCCAAGAUAGAGAGUGGCAUGGAGGUGAUUAACAGUUUUGCUUGUGAAGCUUUGAGAACUCUGUGCUUGGCUUUUAAGGAUUUGAAUGAGAACAAUGGAAACAACAUCCCAGAUCAUGGCUAUACAUUGAUAGCAGUUAUUGGAAUUAAGGAUCCACUACGCCCUGGUGUCAAGGAUGCGGUGCAGACUUGUUUAUCUGCUGGGGUUACUGUGCGAAUGGUUACUGGUGACAACAUUAAUACAGCUAAAGCAAUAGCAAAAGAAUGUGGCAUAUUGACAGAGGGAGGCUUGGCUAUAGAAGGACAAGAGUUCCGUCAAUGGACUCCCCAGCAAAUCAAGGAGUCAAUAUCACUUGUUCAGGUAAUGGCACGAUCCUUGCCCAUGGACAAACAUGCCUUUGUGACUGAGCUAAGGAAUCUUGAAGAAGUUGUUGCAGUGACGGGUGAUGGUACAAAUGAUGCCCCUGCUUUGCAUGAAGCAAACAUUGGGCUUGCUAUGGGUAUAGAAGGAACUGAGGUUGCGAAAGAAAAUGCCGAUGUCAUCAUCAUGGAUGAUAAUUUUACAACUAUAGUGAAUUUAGCAAAAUGGGGGCGUGCUGUUUAUAUAAACAUUCAAAAAUUUGUACAGUUUCAGUUGACAGUAAAUAUCGUUGCUCUUAUGACCAAUUUUAUUUCUGCCUGCRUCUCAGGAGCUGCCCCUCUUACGGCUGUGCAGUUGUUGUGGGUGAACAUGAUUAUGGACACACUUGGGGCCUUGGCACUGGCUACAGAUCCUCCCAAUGAUGAGAUGAUGAAACGGCCUCCUGUUGGGAAGGGUGUUAAUAUCAUCACUGGGCCCAUGUGGAAGAAUAUUAUUGGUCAGAGCAUUUAUCAACUGGCUAUCCUUUCUAUUCUUACAUUUUGUGGGAAAGGUGUCUUGAGAUUUCUCAGACUUGGUGGUUGGAAUUCUAGUUCUGUUCUCAAUACCUUGAUCUUCAAUACCUUUGUCUUAUGCCAGGUAUUCAAUGAAAUAAACUGUCGUGAUAUAGAGAAGAUUAACGUUUUCCGUGGUAUGCUUAACAACUGGAUAUUCAUCUCCAUCAUGGUCUCAACAGUAACCUUCCAAAUAAUAAUAGUGGAGUUUUUGGGCACUUUUGCAAGCACUGUACCUCUAAGUUGGCAAUUAUGGUUAUUCAGCAUAUUAAUUGGAGCUAUAAGCCUGCCGAUUGGAGUUGUCUUGAAAUUGAUUCCUUGCAAAUCAUCCAUUAAGGGGAAUACUACCAAGCACCAUGAUGGGUAUGAGGAACUUCCUAGUGGUCCAGAGAUGGCUUGAAAAAGGAUUGAACGUCAUACAUGUAGUCGGCAUUGAAUUAGUUAUUCCAUUGUUGUUUUCUUGCUUCUAUUCUUCUUUUCCAUUUUUGCGGUAAACGGCAUUGAACUAGUUUUUCUCAAGAGAUUCCUUUAAGAGUAGUUUCCAGUGGGCUUGACCUUUUAAUUUGUAUAUACAAUUCUUUCAUUCAAUGAAAUUUUGGCUGAAAUCUUGUAUA